Fundulus heteroclitus (mummichog) is the source of this 1660-nucleotide messenger RNA. Its product is annotated as voltage-dependent anion-selective channel protein 2. Gene Ontology annotation, biological process: monoatomic anion transmembrane transport. The coding region runs from base 148 to 999 and encodes 283 amino acids. NCBI's taxonomy places the organism in Eukaryota, Metazoa, Chordata, Actinopteri, Cyprinodontiformes, Fundulidae. The transcript has 9 exons. Gene Ontology annotation, molecular function: voltage-gated monoatomic anion channel activity. Gene Ontology annotation, cellular component: mitochondrial outer membrane. The record is from RefSeq and is a predicted model, not a curated record.
GAACAGACAGCUUUAUUCCAGGGUCCUGCGGUGACGAGGUCAACGGGGUGUCUAUGCAGUAUCUCCUCCAUAUCGUCCUUACACCGGCUGGCUCCAACCUCUGCUAAUCCCACCGUGGUAGAUCGAAGAGCCCUAAUUCUCGACAUAAUGGCAGUUCCUCCAGCAUAUGCGGACCUGGGAAAAUCAGCAAAGGAUAUCUUCAAUAAAGGAUAUGGGUUCGGGAUGGUUAAGCUAGAUGUGAAGACCAAGUCUUCAAAUGGAGUGGAAUUUAAAACGUCUGGCUCAUCAAACGUGGACACCAGCAAGGUCACCGGCACCCUGGAAACCAAGUAUAAGCUAGCCGAGUACGGGCUGACCUUCACAGAGAAGUGGACCACGGAAAACACUCUGGGGACAGAAGUCUGCAUCGAGGAUAAGAUCACCAAGGGCCUGAAGCUUCAGUUUGAAACUACGUUUUCACCCAACACUGGGAAGAAGAGCGGUAAAGUCAAGACGGCAUAUAAACGGGAAUUUGUCAAUGCCGGAGUGGACGUGGAUUUAGACUUCGCGGGUCCUACUAUCCACGGAGCGGUGGUGGCCGGAUACGAGGGAUGGCUCGGUGGCUACCAGAUGACCUUUGACUCGGCCAAAUCAAAGAUGGCUCAGAGCAACUUCGCUGUUGGUUACAAGACCGGGGACUUCCAGCUGCACACCUUUGUAAACGAUGGUGCAGAGUUUGGUGGAUCCAUUUAUCAGAAGGUUAAUAAGGACCUGGAGACGGCUGUGAACCUCGCCUGGACCGCUGGCAGCAACGCCACUCGCUUCGGGAUCGCUGCUAAAUACCAGUUAGACUCCAGUGCCUCCAUAUCAGCUAAGGUGAAUAAUUCCAGCUUGGUAGGAAUUGGCUACACCCAGACUCUUCGGCCUGGUAUGAAGCUGACCCUCUCAGCACUAGUGGAUGGGAAGAACAUCAACGCUGGUGGCCACAAGCUCGGUCUAGGCCUGGAACUGGAGGCGUAAAGACCCCGCCCCAACGUUUCCUAAGAAUAUCAGAAGAUUCUGCGCGCUCGGAGACAGAUAUUUUAACGACGAGGCCAAACAAAGUAGAAUCCCAAUAUACAGACGCAGAGGAGGCGGAAACAAACAUUUCCAACUACCUCCUGUCAUUGUGAUUCAGCCACAUGUAUUUAUUUAUCAGCUACUCCCCCUUCUGCCAUUUCACCCUCAAUAAUGAAAAAAAUAAAUAAAAAAUGCCCCCGGCUUCUUUAGUUUGACAAUCCAAGAGUGGUUUUAAAACCUUAAUAUUGUGCUGAAAUGCCAUUAUGUAGAAUGUACAACUGAUGUUGUUUUGCACAGUAGAUUAUAACUCUUAUUUAAGAUCUAAUAUUUGCAUAUUUUGGAGAUAUUCUGGUAGCAUUAAAAUGCCCGGUGGAAGUUGCUGCUCCUCACUUAUAUUAUUUCCAAUAGAGCCUUUUAUUGUGCUGUAUCACAAUUUUUAGUUAACAUUACCGAGUUCUCCUUUAGUUGCUCAGCGGUCCUAUCAUACAUUUUCCCUCAUUAUGAAGCUACUGAAAACCGGAUUGAACCACCACUUCUCUUCCUGUUCAGAGACUGCAACACUAAUCAGUGAGCAGUCUGUAUGUUGGCGUGUGUCUACCUUCAAAAUAAAGUCCUGAAAUCA